AUGGACAUGAGCCCAAUAUAUUUUGGGUCCAGUGAGUUACAGGCCCAAAAGAAAUAUAUAUCUGGUUUUAGCUCUACCUCAUCUUCAACAGAAAAACCAGUCUUCUUCUCUGAGAAAGUUACACUCUGUAGACCACUGAACAAUACUAAUGUUUGGUCAUUGAGAAUUUCUUCCCAGAAUCCAAGAAAGCAGCAGCAAACGGAACAGAGAGAAUGGUUGAACUUGAGUUUUAAGCCGGAGAAUUUCCUUCCGGGAGUUGUCAUUGGCUUCAUUCUUGGGCUGUUGUUGGAUUUGUCACAGCCUGGCAAGGGCUCUUUAAGGAUAAAGAAGAAAAAUUUCUCAGAGGGUAAUCCCCAACAGAGAAGUUUGGUCUCGACCAAUGGUGAUGAAGAGCUUAAAAUGGUUCUGGUAGUUAGACGAGACCUGAAGAUGACAACUGGAAAAAUCGCAUCUCAGUGUGCUCAUGCUGCCACUGGCAUGUAUGCAGAACUGAGUCAAAGCCAUAGGUCACUUUUGAGACAAUGGGAGCAAAAUGGGCAACCCAAAAUAGCGGUUACAUGCAAGAAUCAACAAGAAAUGAAUAAGCUGAAAGAAGCAGCUGAGGAUAUUGGCCUUCCAACAUUUGUUGUCGCUGAUGCAGGGCGAACACAAAUUGCGAGUGGGUCAAAGACAGUUCUUGCCGUUGGACCUGGACCAAAAGAAUUGGUAGAUUCAGUGACAGGGAAACAGGGCCUUCUCUGAAGUUAUGUAGAAACGAAGGGCUAUUUCCUACACCAUCAUUGUUCUUAUAGUUGUAAUGGGAGCUUGUUUCCUUCUUCUCUAAUUGAAGCCUAUAAUAUGCAGUCAAGUUGAAGUUUGAUUCCACCAUUCUGCCAUGGCAGAUGCCUUUUUCCUAGUGUUAUAAGGAAGCUUCUCUAAUUCCAUUAGGUGUCUAACUUCACUUGCGGAUAGGGGAGAUAGCUUGAACUUUCCAUUGUUUUGAUUCAGACAUCUGAGAACAUAUUGUAAAUUUGUAUUAAUGUAUUGAAACUUGAAAGGAGCAUGAUAGGUAGUUUGCAAAUUCAAACUAACAGCUUAGAUUUUUUUUUUAGUACUUGU
Argentina anserina (silverweed cinquefoil) is the source of this 1098-nucleotide messenger RNA. RefSeq lists its product as uncharacterized. The record is from RefSeq and is a predicted model, not a curated record. The coding region runs from base 1 to 741 and encodes 246 amino acids. Gene Ontology annotation, molecular function: peptidyl-tRNA hydrolase activity. The transcript has 8 exons. NCBI's taxonomy places the organism in Eukaryota, Viridiplantae, Streptophyta, Magnoliopsida, Rosales, Rosaceae. Gene Ontology annotation, cellular component: cytosol; mitochondrion.